Messenger RNA from Suillus plorans, 309 nucleotides. RefSeq lists its product as uncharacterized. The coding region runs from base 1 to 309 and encodes 102 amino acids. The record is from RefSeq and is a predicted model, not a curated record. The transcript is spliced from 2 exons. Lineage: Eukaryota; Fungi; Basidiomycota; Agaricomycetes; Boletales; Suillaceae.
AUGCAGUGGGAGAAACAUGGCUUUGCAACGAAAAUUCAAGCAGCUCGCGCAGAGAACUCCUCUGAAGCUGCUUCCCUUAAUGGAAACAAGGCUCUGACACCAAUAAUUGCUGGCAGCGUAUGUGGAGGUGUGCUGGCCAUCGCAUGGAUUGUCGGCCUCAUUUGGUUUCUACUUAAACGCCGCAAAUCGAAAAAUCGGAAUCCUCCCAAAGAGACCAAUGAGAUGGAACCAUACAUUAUACCCCCGGAUCCAGCCAUCAUGCAAGGAGACAAGGAACUCAACCAGCACAGUGUACCCAUAUCCGUCUAG